UGUAACAUGUCUCGUCUAAUUUAUUUUUUUACCUUAAUAAUACAUUUUUACGAUGUGAAUACAGCGAAUAUUCUUGGUUUAUUUACACAUACGGGCAAGAGUCAUCACAUGGUUUUCGAACCUCUUUUACUGAAGCUUGCAGAGAGAGGGCAUAAUUUGACAGUUGCAUCAUUUUUCCCGGCAAGUAAUCCACCCCCUAAUUAUAAUGAAAUCAGCUUUCAAGGUUUACAUGAAUUAGGACUUGAAUCGUUCGAUUUAAAUGCCUACGAAAACUCAAAAAUUUUCAAGAGAAUUCCAAGAAUAGGGAGCAUAGCAUCGCAACUGUUACAAUUUCGACCCUUUGCAAUUGCAUCUUUGAGCAUAUGUGAAAAACUUACUAAUUUUAAGCCGUUAUUGGAAGCUUUGAAAGGAGAUUACGAUGUUGUGUUAUUAGAAAAUUUCACAAGUGACUGUAUGUUAGGUCUUAUUUACGCCUAUGGAAUAAAUGCGCCGAUUGUAUACAUUAUGUCAGGAACUCCCAUGCCUUGGUCGUCGGAACGAAUUGGUGCUAACGAUAACCCAUCUUAUGUGCCUUUAAUCACAGCACCUUUUUCGUCUCGAAUGUCGUUAAUGGAUCGAUUAGAAAAUACAUUAAUAAAUAUUAUAUUAAAGGAAUGGUAUUAUAACGAGAUACAGACUAAAGAAAGGUAUAUAUUAGAAAAAAAGUUUGGUAAAAUUCAAGACUUGCGUGAACUUGGUAAAAAUGUUUCCUUGAUGCUUACGAAUUCUUACCACACUCUCAAUGGAGUAAAGCCUCUUGUGCCCGGUAUGGUAGAAGUUGGAGGAUUGCACUUGACUUCCAAGAGAGAACCCCUGCCACAGUUCAUAGAAAAAUUCCUUAACGAUUCAAGUGAUGACGGUGUCAUACUCUUUAGCUUCGGGUCGCUUGUAAAAACGAAGUCAUUGCCGAAGUACAAAGAACAAAUUUUUAUUAACGCACUUUCUAAAUUGAAACAGAGAGUUAUUUGGAAGUUUGAGGACAGCGAUGAAGAGGGAACUCUUGCGGGUAACAUUCUUAAAGUAAAAUGGUUACCACAAUACGACUUACUACGUCACGAAAAAAUCAUUGCAUUUAUAUGCCAUGGAGGAUUGCUUGGUAUGACUGAGGCGAUGGCUGCAGGAAAACCUAUGAUAAUAGUUCCGAUAUUCGGAGACCAACUCUCCAACGCGGCUGCCGCUGCCGAAGCAGGAGUUGGCAUCGUGUUGCCUUAUGACGACCUUAAAGAGGACAUUUUGAGCAAUGCUCUUCAGACAGUAAUCAGUGAUAAAAUGCGAACACAUACACGUCUCGUGUCAAAAAUUUGGCAUGAUCGAGACAUGUCGCCUUUGGAUAAAGCUGUGUUCUGGACGGAGCAUGUGAUUCGGUGGGGUAUGUCGACCCACCUUCACUCUACAGCGAGAAACCUCACGUUCUACCAACUAACUCUACUUGACGUCGCUGCCAUAAUUAUCUUUACCAUUAGUUUAUUAAUUAUUAUGAUUGUUUACUUGAUAUAUAAAUUUUUACAUAUUUUUAAAAAAAGUACUAAGGAAAAGUUGCUGUAGACGUUAAGGUUAAGUUUUGAAAGCAAGGUACUUGUCAUGGCAUUUAAAAAAUUCAAUUAAGUGAUUACUUAUAUGUACUUGAGUACGUCAACCUUAUACAAACCAUCCAACCUGUAAACUUGUAACUACUUUCACCUGUUAAGAUAAGACUUGCUAAAAGUUGGUCUCUAUUUAAUUUUAAAUAAAGAAGCAGGAAUGUCAAUCCGAAUUGCUACUCUAAAGGCCGGGACAGAAGGGAUAUAUCUAUCCUGCAUCUAAUAAGAUAUUUCAAUGUUAGGUAAAGCUUUUUUUGAAAUAAACAUUUACCAGCUAAGAUUUACUUAUAUUAUGAGCAAUUUAAUUAAAACCUUGUAUUAAAACC
Nymphalis io (European peacock) is the source of this 1945-nucleotide messenger RNA. RefSeq names its product UDP-glycosyltransferase UGT5-like. The record is from RefSeq and is a predicted model, not a curated record. The transcript is spliced from 4 exons. Bases 7 to 1584 code for a protein of 525 amino acids. Lineage: Eukaryota; Metazoa; Arthropoda; Insecta; Lepidoptera; Nymphalidae. Gene Ontology annotation, molecular function: UDP-glycosyltransferase activity.